GGCACUGCAGAGAAACCAUUAAUGCUUAAAGAUUAUGCUAUUCUCAAGAACAUUAGGCAUCCAAACAUCGUCUCGAUACAAAAUUUUUAUGAUGAAGCUGGUGAGGCCAGAUUUGUCAUCUCAUGGGUUGAUGGGACCCUUCUUUGCAUGGAUUAAGUCCAAAAAAGGACAACAGGGAAUCAUUGAGUCUUCACAUAUCAGCAGUCGCCCUUCAACAACAUUCCGCCAAAUCAUUAUUGGAAUCAGCAAGGCUCUGGAUUGUCUUCUACAACACAACAUUUACCCUAGCGAGAUUCGAAUUGAAGAUGUAUAUGUUCGAGUGAAGGGUGGAAUUACCACAGUUAAACUGCUUGUUUAUGAAGCUCAAUUGGCAACAUCAAGAAAUACUACUGCUAGUAAUCAGAAUGCACAGAGGAUCAAACUGUGGAAAGAUGUAAAAGGGGUUGCAGACAAAUGUGUAGAACUUGCUGGGCUUAAAAAGCAGAUCCAUCCUGACUGUGAUAGGUUUUUGAAAUAUAUUGGUGCUGGGAAUGUCAAGUGGUUAGAGGAUUACCCGGAUGAAUGGAAUGAUGACAAAAAGGCCUGUUACUUGAAGGCACUUGUGGCGUCUGAUUCUAAAUAUGUCAGAUCCAAGCUGCAACUCAUUGGUUUUACAUGGCCUGACUACAGUGACUUCCUCAACAACUUGAUAACUGAUCAAGUGACCAGAUUGGACAUAAAGUACAACAUUUUGGAUCCUUAUGACUACCUGCGAUUGUGCAGAAACCUGGUCAAACAUUGGCUCUCUCUGCCCUCUAAUCUACGGGAGAAGAAUGAUGAUUACGCUUUCUUCCUUCGAAAGAUGGAGAAGUGGACACCGAGGAUUUGGUGUAACCUGUAUGAGGCCAUUGGGUGGCCUCCGAAGUAAGCAGCAACAGGUUUUGAUCGUGUCAGUGCCAAAUGAAAGAAAUAUCAAGGUUUUCGGAGUAGCAGCAGCUUUUGACAGUGUGAGGGACAGAUUUCGAUCAAGGUUUUCUGAGUUGCAGCAAUUUAAGAAAACGCAAUGCUGAUGGAGACACAGUGGACACCACUAUUACUUUUCUUUUUGUUCGGCAGUUUUAUACUGUUGAACACGAACAGUAUUUAAGUAGUUUUAAACACAAUACUGUUGGAGUAGUUUUGUUUGCCGUGGGCAACCGACUGUUGCAAUUAGCAGUGAACUCUAUCUAAGAAGUGCGAUUGGAUGAACUCUCUUUAGCCAUAUGUAUUUCCCGAGAAAAUUGUAUA
Oryza sativa Japonica Group (Japanese rice) is the source of this 1266-nucleotide messenger RNA. Lineage: Eukaryota; Viridiplantae; Streptophyta; Magnoliopsida; Poales; Poaceae. The record is from RefSeq and is a predicted model, not a curated record.